Messenger RNA from Sphaeramia orbicularis (orbiculate cardinalfish), 1354 nucleotides. RefSeq names its product steroid 5 alpha-reductase 3 (gene srd5a3). The record is from RefSeq and is a predicted model, not a curated record. Gene Ontology annotation, biological process: dolichol-linked oligosaccharide biosynthetic process; polyprenol catabolic process. NCBI's taxonomy places the organism in Eukaryota, Metazoa, Chordata, Actinopteri, Kurtiformes, Apogonidae. The transcript is spliced from 5 exons. Gene Ontology annotation, cellular component: endoplasmic reticulum. Bases 50 to 997 code for a protein of 315 amino acids. Gene Ontology annotation, molecular function: 3-oxo-5-alpha-steroid 4-dehydrogenase activity.
CUGUUUUAAUGUUGCACAAAACAAUGUCCACGACGUGCAGAGCCGGAAAAUGAUUUGGAGCUCAGUUGGCUUUACUUUAAUAGAUGCUUUAUGGGGUUUUCUGUCUUGUUGUUUCCUCGUAGCUUUUGGGGCAUACAGAAUCUCACCACAGCUGCCGAGAGAAUACGAACAGUCUCGUCUUUACGUGUUAUUUCAGGAUCUGAUUCGGUACGGAAAAACAAAACAAAACCUCAAACGAGAUGACUGGCUGCGUGUAUUUGAUGUCCCGAAAAGGUGGUUCUGUCACUUCUAUGCCAUCUCUGUUUGUUGGAACGGUUUUCUUCUGGUUUUAUAUCUGAGCAUGAUAUUUCAGCAUCAGUUACACCCAUUAUGGCUCACUGGAGUUUUAGACAUUUUGACUGGUGUACCAAGCAAUGACAGUCAAGUCCCACAUCUGUCCACUCUGCUGGUCCUGCUGCUGCUUUGGGUCCACUCCCUCAGGAGGCUGCUGGAGUGCCUGUUUGUCAGUGUUUUCUCUGAUGGAGCAAUGCAUUUGGUGCAGUAUGUUUUCGGUGUUGGGUAUUACAUCCUACUGGGGCUGACUGUUCUUUGCACUGAUCGCAUGAAAAGAGAGAUUGGUCCUUUCCUUUAUCAGCUCAAUUGGUGUCAUGUAGUUGGAAGUGCACUUUUUGUUUUGGCUUCACUACUUCAGCAUCAAUCCAUGGUUCUGCUGGCCAGGCUUCGUAUUGGAAGAUCAGGAACGGUUGAGACGUUGGCUCACAGAAUACCAAAGGGAGGAUGGUUCGAGCUAGUGUCUUGUCCACAUUACUUUGCUGAGCUGCUGAUCUACAUAUCACUGAGUUUGGUUUUUGGAGGUCUUUGUCUUACCUGGUGGCUUGUAGCUCUUUAUGUGCUUUUCAACCAGGCACUGGCAGCUCAACUUUGUCAUGACCUUUACUUAAGCAAAUAUGAGUCCUACCCAAGACACAGAAGAGCAUUUUUACCAUUUGUGCUGUAAAUAUUUGCCAAUGGUGAGUCUUCAGUUGUUUUUCUUAUUUGAAGCAGUUAUGAUGUAACGUGGAAAAUGUCAAAAAUACAAAUUUAGAGAUAAAACCGAAAGCAUUUUUAUAAAUUGUAAGUUCUUGUACAACUGAUUAUCCCAUCUUACAUACAAAUUUUGCUGAAUAUAUUAAAAGUAUGUUGAUGUCAUUUUUUGAGUGUGUAAGUUUUUCUUACCAACAUUUGGAGGCCAUCGUGGUCAGUAUUGACAUUUGUCAACCCUUAAUCUCUAGAAACAUUUAAUUAUUGUCUUCAAUGUCGUAAUGUACGUAUUGAACAUGUACAUUUUUAAUAAAGGUUUACUCUAAAAUGAUCA